This is a messenger RNA of Aphanomyces astaci, 1071 nucleotides long. RefSeq lists its product as hypothetical. The transcript has a single exon. Gene Ontology annotation, molecular function: protein heterodimerization activity. NCBI's taxonomy places the organism in Eukaryota, Oomycota, Saprolegniomycetes, Saprolegniales, Verrucalvaceae. Bases 53 to 1036 code for a protein of 327 amino acids. The record is from RefSeq and is a predicted model, not a curated record.
GGGUUUCGGUCGUAUUGGCGUAUUGGCGCGUUCCCACCACAACGACACGAAAAUGCACCUGUCGUACCUCUGCCGGAUGCUGGGGACCCGCGACGUGCAGCGCUUCAUGUGCCGCGCCGGCAUUCAGGUCGGAACUGACGCUUCCAUGCAGAAAGUGCAACAAGCAUUCGCCGAGUUCGUGCGCGAUGUACAGAAGGCGGCGAUCGCGAGCAUGGAAGCAGACCGACGACUGACCGUGUAUGCCAAGGACAUUGCCACGGCCCUGUCGGUGCACCCGUCUCGGAUUCAGCUGUACGGCUUUGACGAUAUUGUUGAGGGCGAGGACUCAGCUCGUGACAGCGAAGACGAAAACGAUGCGAGCGACCAAGACGACGACGACAUUUGCGAAUCCUCUGACGACGAGUGCUCCGACGACGAAGGGACUGUCGACGGUGAGGAAUACUUUGACGAUUCCGCGUAUGGCGAAGGCGAGUUCUCGGACGCGGACGAUUCGGGCGCGCAUGAUGCCGAAUAUGCCGACGAAGAUGCGAUGUGGGAUACCUCAGACGACGGCUACGUGCGGCUGGACGACGCACAGAUGCAGGUCGCGCUGUCGCGGGAGAUCGCGACGCCGUACGUGGUGUCCCGCAACGUGUUGCUGCAGAUGUGGAUGGCGCUCACGACGCUGCCGAUCACGCGACCUGCAUUGAGUGCGUUACACAGUGCCGUCGAGCAUUUCAUCGGUCGGGAGCUCGUGGACGGGAAACUCGGGAGUCAGCUUCUGUACACUGUCAUGGAGCGUUUGGUGGUUCAACAAACAGACGAGACCGCGCGGCUAGAGGCGGAAGUGGCCGAGUGUCGGGCGGCGCUGGCUAAAUUCACCAAGAAGCGGGGUCGGGGCGGCGGAUUACGGCAAGGAUCUGGGCAGCACAACGAGAACAUUCCGCCAUCGUCACCUCCCGUGGGGACGAACAAGUCUGCCAAAGUAGUCCUAUCCAUGGACCUUGAUUCGACGACUCCUUCCAAGAAGCACCGCUUUAUGAACGUGGCCAUGUAAUAACAAGAUCUUAACGUUAUUGUGCUUUCGAGUGA